UCUGGGUAUCACUUCAUCUCUCUAAUGUAACAUAAAUGUCAGGUACGUGGAGCAUGUCAAGAAUGUCAACGUCAAAAGAAUACACAUCAACACAACAUCUGACUUAAUAAAUAUAGCAAAAAUAUUCAUGUUUUUCCAAAUAGGCUUUUAGCGUCACUCUCGCUAUUGCGAAAAAUGUCUGAUAAGAUGUGGGGUAAGGACAACCCCGAUCCUGGGGGAACUGACAGAACGGGUUCUUCGGUUCAGGAACUUUCUGAGCUUAAGGAUCAGAAUGAGCAGCAACUGGUUCUUAUUGCUCAACUAAAGGAGAUGCUUCGCAAAGAACAGAGCAGUGUAUCUCAAGAUAAGGUCGAGGAAUAUGUAAAUACCUUAAAUAGAGCGCGGGCGAAGCGCUCGAAAUUAAAAAAGGAAUCUGGGUCUAGUUCAAGCUCUAGUACAACUGCUACAGUGAAUAUAGAUGCUAUUAAAAAGGAAAAAAUAAAUUUGUUGAGGCAGCAAUUAGAAGAAAAUAAAGCAAAACUUGCUGAAAGAGGAAAAAGUCAGAAAGGAAUUGAAGAAAUGGUAACUCAACUUCAAGCUCAACUUAAAGACACUUCUACGUCGAGUUCUUUAAACGUAUCGGUUAUUAAUUCUGAAGACAAAAAUAUUGAUUAUAACGAAAGUUCUUCACAAAAAGAACUUUUUAACAUUUUGCUAAUAAAAGAAAAAAAGAUUACUGAGUUAAGCGCCAAAAGCCAGAAAUUAGAAGGCACUGUAUUGGAUUUACAAGAAAACUUAAAAGAGAAGGAUUCUGUUUUAGACGCUAGAACAAAAGCGAUAACUUUGAUGACAGAAAGCUUGAGUAAAAAGGGAAAACACACUUUAGAUGAACUCGAUGAGACGAAAGAGCAAAUGCGAAAAAUGCAGCAGGAUUUUGUAACUUUAGAAGCGGAAAUGAAAGCAAGACAAUUGACUCUUCUAAGUGAUCUAAAAUUGAAAAAUUAUGAAAUUAGUGAGUUAAAGGAACAUAUCACGUCACUAGAAAGAAAGAAUAUUGAAUUAGAACAAUGCAAGUAUGUCCCUCUAGAAUCUGACAAUAAUGUAGAACUAAUGCAACGCGAUAUACUUAUAGAGAAACUUCAAUCAGAAAACAAGACUUUAACCGAAAAAAUUAAAAACAUAGAGGAAACACAAUUAAAAGUCUUGAGCGAGAAUAAGACACGCGAUGAUGAGCAAAAUGUACUUGAAGAACUUGAAAAACUGAAGAUGGAAAAUCACAAAUUAAUUUCAAAAAUAAAUGACAUGAAAAUUUCUAAUGAAGAUAAGUUAAAAACGAUUAAAGAUGAAAACAAAAGUUUAACUAACGAAAACGAAAAGAAUUUAUUUAAAAUUAAAGAACUGGAAAAUCAACUCGAAGAUGCAUUAACUGAGUUAAAACUUCUGAAAAACAGUGGUAUGGGAGGGACAACCAAAUCUGUUGAACAAGAAAACCAGGAAAUUGCAAAACUAAAAAAACAGCUCGAUGAAGCCAAUAAAAAUAUGAUUAAGACAAGAGCCAUCCAAAAAGGAAAAAUUAAAGAGCUGAACAAAAAACUCGACCAAUUCAGAAAAAUGAACGAUGCAAAUGCUUUAAUCGGACAAUUGCAGAAUGAUAUUGUUAAACUAAAUGAAAAAAUUGCUGAACUUGAAGAUGAAAAGGGAAAUAUGCAAUUAAAAAUGGUGGAAUCUGCAAAUAGCUCAAAAGAAGAUGAUGCGACUAAGCAGCUUGAUGACACAUUUGCGAAACAUAUAGAAGAAAAAGAUAAGGCUAUUCAGAUUCUAGAAACUGAGUUACUUGACUUAAAGGCACAACUAAAUCAAAAAAAUUUAGAGGAAAUUCAAAUCACCAGCCAGGUUUCUUCUGAAAUGUCAUCAAUUUGUUACGAAGAACAAAUUGAUACUUUAAAUAACGAGAAAAAGAAGCUUUUAGAUCAACUAGAAACUUUAAAUAUUGAAAAAGAAAGCAUCUUAGAAGAACUAGAGUUGAUGAAAAAGGAAAAAUCUGAAAUAAAUGCUAAAUUGGAGACGUACAUACAGGAAAAUAUGGAUUUGAUAGAUAAACUGGAAAAAUUAAGUGCGGAAAAAGUUUCAUCUGCUGAAAGUAUCGAGAUUGUUGAAGGAUUGACACAGCAGGAAAAAUUGGAACUGGCUGCAUAUCAGAAACAUUUAAGUCCUGACGAAACCCUGAAAUGUCCUGAAGAUGACCCUCCUGCAGAGUUGGAUGAAAGUGUACAACAACUGAGUGAAGAUACCGCCGAGCUUCUUCAAAGAAUAGAAAUGUUUACCCAAGAACGCAAAGAAGUCAUGCAAAAGAUGGAAAAUCUAAAGGAGGAAAAUACACAUCUUAAUAACAAGUUGAAGGAAAUUGAAAACAACAGGGACAUUUUAGAAGAGACCUACGAACAGUUACAAAACGAAAAAGAGUUACUUGAAAAACAACUUGUUGAGAAGAUUCCAGAAAGCCUAGAAAUACUUCAAAAUAAGUAUGAAAGCUUAAAGCAAGAAAACGAAGGCCUUAGAACAUCUUUGAAACAAUUAGAUAAUGUAAAUCAAGAAAAGUUUAAUUUGGAAGAAAAUUUCAAGGACCUUGUUGAUAACAAUAGUAGUUUAGAGACAAAACUAAACUCAAAUCUUGACGAAAUAAAUAACUAUCAACUAAUUAUCGAAGAAAAUAAAGAAGAAUUGAUCCAUUCAGCUGAUACAAUUACCAAGCUACAAAGCCAACUGGAAGAACGAGAAAACGAUAUACAAGAGCUUAAGAUGAACAUCAGUGAACUACGGGGCGUUAUUAGUGAAUUGCAAGAGCAAGAAACCUUGGAAAACCUGCAAAAGCAACUUGCCGACAAAGACCAAACUAUUACUACACUUCAACAUCAAUUAAGUUUUAAAGAAAAUGAGAUUAAAGUGUUACAAUUCAAUAUUAAUGAAUUGCAAGAAGUUAUACGAGAACUACAGGAGAAUCAGAUGAGUGAACGUGAAUUAAUAAUUAAGUUACAAAGUGAGGUAGAAGACCGUAAUAAAAAUAUUCAUGACCUACAAAGAAAUAUCAGUGAACUGAAAAGUACUGUUGUUGAAUUACACGGAAAUAAUUUGGAGGAUAAAUUAAAAAAUAGUACUGAGACAAUCGAGAAGCUUCAAAAUGAACUAAGUGAGCGUGAAAAAAAUACUGAAGAGUUACAGGCUAAUAUAAUUGAACUUCAAAGUAUGAUAAAUGAAAUGCAUGCUAAGCAAACGAAUAUAGAAGUUAUGGAAAAUGAGCUGGACCAACUAAAAUCUUCACUCACGCACCAUAUAGAAGAAGCGUCAAAAAUUCAGGAAUUACAGACACUAUUAGAGAAUCAACAGAGUGAGAUAGAAAAACUGCGAAAGGAGAUAGCAAAUAAAGACGAAAUUAUAACAAGUUUACACAAAGACAUUGAGGAGAGGAACCAAUCGUUUAAAGUUAUAAGCGGUGAUAUUAAGGAUAAGUACUUGCGACUUCAAAACCAACUAGAAAACAAUGAAGCCCAUGUCUUAGAAUUAACAAAUAAAAACAAGGAACAGUUGGAAAAAAUGAAAAAAAUUGCUGCUAAUCUGAAGAAAAAAACCGUGGCCUACCAAGAACUUGAAGCCGAAUUGAAUCGGGUAAAACAACAAGAGACUGGUUUUAAAAUCAACGAGCUGGAACUCCAGUUAGAAACCAGCGAAGCAGAACUUAGUCGCUUUAAGCAAAAAGUGGACAAAUUGCAACAGGAAAUUGAAAAUCUUCAGCAAAUCAACUCCGAACUUCACAUUAGCAAUACUGACCUUACAGAAAAACUUAACUUAACCUCAAAUAGCUUUAAAGAAAAGUCAUUACUUGAGGAUCAGCUGGAGCUGCGAUUAGCAGAAGUAACCGCUAAUGACGAGGCGCUUAUAAAACAGCUUGAGGAAGUGAAAGAGGAACGUGAGCAGUUAAUAAACAGGAACGCCGAAUUAGAAGAGUUAAUUAAGAAACUCAAAGUUAAGCUAAAAAAAGCACAUGACAAGGUAACUGAGCUUAAAGGGUUGGAGGACACUCUGCAAGAAUCGGAAAACAACAAUAAACAAUUAAAAGCUCAAAUAACAGUUCUUGAAGAACAUCAUAAAUUAAUUCUGGAUCAGAAUGACGCAUGUAAAUCCGACUAUGAAAAAAUUGAAUCGGACUAUCAAAUUCAAUUAGAACAAUUAUCCAAAGCUAAAAAUGAUUUAAUUAUGGAUAAUGAGAAGCUCUUGGAAAAGGUUCAAGAACUUAAUUUAGAAAUAGACCAAUAUAAAUGCCAUAUUAUUGAAAUAGAGCAGAGCAAUGGUGAAGAAAUUAACCAAUUUCAAGUUGAGCUUCAAAAUUCUUCUAAAGACCUUCAGGCUAGCAAAGAAGAGCAGGAACGAAUUAGGCAUCAGUUGAACCUCGAAGUUGGAAAACUUAAAUCCCGGAUAGAGGAACUUGAGUGCAAUCUACAAGAAUCUAAUAAAAAACUUCGACAUUCAGCCGCCGAUAUCGAGAACUUAAAACAAGAAAACCAUAAUUUAAGCCAGGAAAUUAAGGGACUAGAGUUUGCCAAAGCAGCUCUGGAAGCUUCGUGUGAAGCGAGUCAAAAAUUAGAACCCAAAAGAGAUUCUCAGAAACUACUUGACCCUGCAGCAGAGUUGAUUUUAAGUAAUUUCGAACACGUUUCCGGAAAAACUGAUGAAUCUAUAUGUGAAAAUCCCCUUUUCGAUGCUUUUAAGCAGCCACAAGUUACUAGUUCAUCGAUAUUUGAUAGUUUUGCUGAAGAGAAGUCAGUCCCGAUUCAAUCUUCUUUCCAUGUUCCCCAACAAUCUUUUGAUUUUAGUUUAGCUCAACCAAACACUCAAUCUACCAUUGACAAUUUGCAAGGAGUGCCUUCAACGCAUCAAGCAUCAAUUGAAGAUGGACGUGACGCUCUAUUAAAAAAAAUCAAGACCCUUGAGUUCCUUCUGUACAACACCGAUCGCGAAAAAGAAAUUGCUUUGGAUCAGUGUACUGAGUUAGUGUCUGAAAUGACUAAAAUUAUUUGCCAAGAAUCUAAGGGAGAACAAAUUGAACCCCAACAAGAUUCUGUGCGAUUAAGUCAAAAUCCUGAUGAGAUGGAACUGGAGUCCCAAAUAUUAACGGAUGACAAUUUAGACCGCUGUGCUACACCUCCAUUUGCGCCGACCAGUAAAUUAUCUGGUGAGCAAGCGCAUUCAGUGGUUGAAGAAAUUAUCGAACCUAAAAAAGCCUAUAUCUGCUUUGACGAUGAGGGACAGACAUUGAAAGUAAUGGAAGAAAAUGAUGAUGGAUGGGGUUGGGGACCCGAAGAAGCUAGGCUGGAACAGGAACACAUGAAUACUUUGGAAAACUUGCCUCACAUGAAGAACCUAUUGAAGGAAAUUACUCAGUUAAAAGAAAAUGUUAAAAUACUACAUAUGGAAAGGGAGACCUAUCUGGAGGAAAUUAAUCAGCUGCAAAUCAAGUCUGCAAAGCUCUUAAAGAAAUGCAAAGAACUAAAGGCAAAGGGUAACAGUCGAAAAGUGGAUGAUGGUUUAGACGAUACCAUUUUAGAAGAGUUGAAACAUCAAAUAAGUUCAUUGGAAAAAAAAAUUAAAGAAAUAAGUAGCGAAUAUGAGAAAGAAAAAGGUGAAAGAGCGAGUUUGGCAAAUAAACUUGAGGCGGUGACUAGAGCUAAUGAAAAAAUUACUGAAUCAAAACAGAUACUAGAUUCUGAAGUGCUCAGGUGGAAAAGGCUGUACCAGGAAGCACAGGAUAAAUUUGAAAAUCUCGACUGGGGCACUCCAGAUGUUGGACUUCAGAAAACAGAUCCUGCUAUUGAGUCCUCAGCUAAAGUUAAAGAGCUGGAAAACAUUAUUAAAGAUUUAUCUUUAGAUAAUGAAGAUUUGCAAACGUUGCUUGAAGAACAGCGUGAAAAAAUUAAAGAACUCAACAAAGAGUUGCAAAAUAAAAUUACGGAAAGAUCGCAUUUACUACAACAAGUGGAUGAAUAUGAAAAAUUGUGCAAAAUAAGUGGAUUAUCCGAAAAGCAAAAUCUUGCCGAAAAUAAAAUGGAGAAGCUAAAGGACGAAUUAAAUUCAUUAGCUUCUGAAGAUAUACAUUCGCCAAAUAGGCGAUCUCUAGAACAUCUAGAGGAUCAAGUUAAAUAUCUUAGUUUAGAAUUGGAAGAGGAAUUAAAAAAAAAGGAGGAGUUGGAGAAGCAAGUAGGCAUAUUGACAGAAGAGAAUAGACAGUUAAAGGGCAAACAACAGCAUCUUCAAGCAAACUUAGACUGUUUGAUGUCCGAAAAAGUUAUUUUAGAGCAAAAACUAAAUAAUUUAGACAUCGUUUUGCAGGAUUUAAAUAAACAAAUACAGAAAGACGCAACUGAAAAAUCCCAAUUGUCACAGGAAAUAGAGGAGUUAAGUGUCAAAUUAAUUGAAGCAAACGAAAUGGAAAACACAUCGGAAUCUCUAAAGCAGGUAGAAUCAAAAGUUUUGCAGCUUCAAUCCGAAUUAGAACAAUUAACCUCAGAAAAAAUGGAGUUAAUACUAGAAAAAAAUGAAUUAGGACAAAAAUGUGAAGAGCUAAGUCAGUGCGUACAAAAGCAAAUUGCUGAAAAGGCGAAUUUAUUAAAACAAAUUGAUGUGUUGGAUACAGCAAAUACAAAAAUGGUUGAAAUGAAAGAGUUGCAAGAUGCCGAAAUUUCACGUUUAAAAGAAUGUGAAGAAAGUAGUAAAAUUAAGGAUCUCAAAGAAUCUUGCGAUGAUCUUUCAAUGAAACUUGAGACUGAAAAGAAUAAGUAUAGUCAACUAAAACACGAAAUGUUUCUGCUGCAAGAAGAAUUAGAUCGAUUAGUUUCGGAAAAGGCUAUUUUGGCACUUACUGCACAACCAUCAGAAAAUAAACUAGACAAGGAACUAGAAGAAAAACUUAGUAUCAUAGCGCAUCUCGAAACUACUAAUCAAAAUUUAACGUUAAGCAAUGAAGAACUUAAAUUAGAAAUAGCAAAACGAGAUGAAAAUAUAACAGAAUUGAAUUCCAUUAUACAAACGUUGGAAUCAGAAAAAUCGGCCCUUGAAGCCAGGAUUACGACACUAAAUAAACAUUUGGAACAAACCAUUAAUGAUUUAAAUCAAACCUGGCAGAUUCAGGUGGAUCAGCGAGGUGCUGACGUAGCUGAAAGCUGGAAAAUACAUUUAGAAAUGGUUGAAAAGGACUUUAAGGCGAUCCAGUCUAAGCUACAAUCAGGUCUGACAGAACUAGAACAAAAAAAUAAUAUUCUGCUGAACGAAAAUAGCGAAUUGAGAAAAAAUGUGGACCAGGAAAUCAGUAAUGAAAUUGACAAAAUAUCUUUGCUGCAACAGACUAUUAGUGAUAAGGACAAGCAGAUUGAAGAAAUAGAGAAUAACAUGGUUAAUUGUUUAAGUGAAUUAGAAAAAUUACGCAUCGAGGUUUUUGAUAAGAAUCAAAAACUAAGUAGUCUACAUAUAAUUGUGGAAACAACUCAAAAACAAUUUGAUGAAAAAAGGCUUGUGAUUGAAGAAAUUGUUUCUUUGUUAGAAAAAUAUUCUCCGACUUCUCUUUCUUACGAAAAACAGGAUAUUAUUAAGGAAAUUGAGAGACAACUAACAAUUAUUGGUCUAAAGGAGAAUGAAAUAGACACCUUAAAACAAAAUAUUGAUGACAUGGAGAAACUAAUUGCAGCAAAUAAAAGAGAAAUAUCUGGACUUAACCAAAUCAUAGAGGAUUUACAAAAAGAUUUGAGUGUAAUUCAUGAAAAAGAAGCAGAACUCGUUCGACUAAAUACUGAGCUAUGUGCUUUGGAACUAGUGAAACAAGAAAAAGAUUCAGUUAUGUUGGAACUAGAAAAUUUGAAAAAAGAACAUUCUGGAAAUACACGAGAAGUAAUGGAACUAAGACAAUGCCUGGCCGAAAAGACCGACCAAAUAAAACAAAUAAAUCUGGAACAAGCAAAACAAGAUAGAGAAUCUAUAAAUAUGGAGUUUGAGCAAUUAAAACAAAACUAUUCUUCUUCUACAAAAGAGUUAGCAGAAGUUAAACAAAGCCUACAUGACAAGAACGAAUAUAUUGAGCAGUUGAUUCAGCAGUUAAACGAUUUCGAUGAGAGAGCCAGAUAUGACAGCAAUAAAGAAGUGGAGCAAUUAAGAAAAGAGUGUGAUAAGCUUAAGGAGGAAAAUUUACUACUUCAGGAUCGUCUUACGGAGAUUAAGGCACAACUAAAAGAAACUACUCAAAAGCUCUUCCAAAAAGAGCAAGAAAUUCAAGAAUUAAAUGGAAAUAUGAUGCAAUAUUAUCAACAAAAUAUGUAUUACGAACAAGAGGUAAAUCGAUUAAACGGAUUAAUUAACGAGAAAGAUAUUGAAUAUAAUAAUUCGUUGGAAAUGCUAAAGAAUAACCAAUUGUCUGAUAUUCAACGACAUUAUGAUGAGAUUUUAUCUAAUAAAGAUUUAGAUAUUAAUGUAUUAAAAGGACAAAUUCAAGAGCUGGUCGAGGCCAAUAAAAGUGACUAUGAAAGGUUUAACCAAGCGGUCCACGAGAAACAAGACUUAGAGCAGAAACUUGCCGAGCAGAAUAAACUGUUGGACGAAGAUACCAAGCAGUUAGAGGAACUUAAGCUUGUAAUAGAAGAUCAAGAAAGCAGGAUCGCACAGAUCAGAAAACAACUGUUUGAUAAAAGUAAUCAGUAUGAUUCUUUAAUAGCAGAAAUGGACGUUGGAAGGAUUCCAGUUACCAAACAACCCAUCGGCGGGACUUUAGAGUCAGUGUCACAAUCUCUUUCGGAGUCUUCAGAUACGGUCAGCAGAGCGGAACUAGAUUUCGUAACUUAUAUAUUACACCAGCGUGAUGUUAGAUGUGAAGAGUUAACAGUAGAAGUGAGACAAUUGCUGGAGGAAAGGGAUACCCUACAAUUAAAAUUGUCAAACGCUAUUAGAGAAAAGGAAGUAUUAAAUAUGACAGUCGCAGAAUUAAGAAAGGCUGUACUUGGAGAAGACGAGAAGGAUUCUUCCAACCAAGCUAAAUUGACGAGUUCAGAACCUUCCACGUCUUCCCCCAGUAAAUCAUCAGCGAUAUUUUUGGCGGCUUCUGGAACAGAAUUAGCUAAAGAUCCGUUAGAUAGUAAUCAAAGCCUAGCUAUGAAAUUAUCAGAACUAAAGAAAGUAGGGUAUAAAAAAGAUAAAACGUUCGUCGACGAACAGGAAGCAAGGAGAUUGCAACAACUUGCCGUGAUGCACGAGCAUAUAAGCGAAGUCGCAAAAUUGCCACCAGAAGCUGCAGCCAAAUUAGUUGACGCUAGUUACACGCUUUCUCGUGACGUCCAAAGUCCCUCAAAAGUACUGCUGAAUUGGCUUUGGGGCAAAAAUCCGCCCAAGGCAAAUGAGUCAUAACGACGAUAUCAGAAAAAAACUUCUUAUGUUCAGGAAUAUAACACCAAAACAAGCCACUCAAACUUCAAGAAAGAAAAUAAAAUGUUUAAAAAAGUUUAAACAUGGCCCUUGAAAAUAAUAAUAAAUAAUAGUAGUAGUGUGAUAUUUACUGUUUAUAAUUUUGAUAAUAUAUAUUAAGUACAAAGUUUUUAUGUCAAAUAACAUACAUUUUGUUGUAUUUUGAAAAUAAUAUAAAUUAAUGAUGUUUUA
Molecule: messenger RNA, 9663 nt
Organism: Anthonomus grandis grandis
Lineage: Eukaryota; Metazoa; Arthropoda; Insecta; Coleoptera; Curculionidae
Product: golgin subfamily B member 1-like
Exons: 17
Coding region: 175-9414 (3079 amino acids)
Source: RefSeq, a predicted model, not a curated record